Molecule: messenger RNA, 936 nt
Organism: Kogia breviceps (pygmy sperm whale)
Lineage: Eukaryota; Metazoa; Chordata; Mammalia; Artiodactyla; Physeteridae
Gene: SLC25A16
Product: solute carrier family 25 member 16
Biological process (GO): mitochondrial coenzyme A transmembrane transport
Cellular component (GO): mitochondrial inner membrane
Molecular function (GO): coenzyme A transmembrane transporter activity
Source: RefSeq, a predicted model, not a curated record
GUGCGGCGGUCGGUGCCCUGUCACCGCCUGCUCUGGCCAUGGCUAGGGCGCUUGGGUUAUAAAUUGGCGACCAAAGUUCCCGACGCGGCCCUGGUCCUGAUGGCGGCGGCGGCGGCCCUGGCAGCAGCCGAGCCACCUCCCGCGAUGCCGCAGGCGGCAGGAGCCGGAGGGCCAGCCGCCCGCAGAGAUUUCUACUGGCUGCGCUCCUUCCUGGCCGGAGGUAUUGCUGGAUGCUGUGCCAAAACAACAGUUGCUCCUUUGGAUCGAGUGAAGGUUUUAUUACAAGCUCACAAUCACCAUUACAAACACUUGGGAGUAUUUUCUGCAUUGCGUGCUGUUCCCCAAAAGGAGGGAUACCUUGGAUUGUAUAAAGGGAAUGGUGCAAUGAUGAUUCGAAUUUUUCCUUAUGGUGCAAUCCAGUUUAUGGCAUUUGAGCAUUAUAAAACGUUAAUUACUACAAAACUGGGAGUUUCUGGUCAUGUACACAGAUUAAUGGCUGGGUCCAUGGCAGGUAUGACAGCAGUUAUCUGUACUUACCCUCUUGAUAUGGUUAGAGUACGUCUAGCAUUCCAGGUGAAAGGGGAACACACUUAUACGGGAAUUAUUCAUGCAUUCAAAACAAUUUAUGCAAAGGAAGGUGGUUUCCUUGGAUUUUACAGGGGCUUGAUGCCUACUAUAUUAGGAAUGGCUCCAUAUGCAGGUGUUUCAUUUUUUACUUUUGGUACCUUAAAGAGUGUUGGGCUUUCCCAUGCUCCUACCCUUCUUGGCAGACCUUCAUCAGACAAUCCUAAUGUCUUAGUUUUGAAAACUCACAUAAACUUACUUUGUGGUGGUGUUGCUGGAGCAAUAGCACAGACAAUAUCCUACCCAUUUGAUGUAACACGUCGGCGAAUGCAGUUAGGAACUGUUCUUCCAGAAUUUGAAAAGUGCCUGUAA